CUGUGAUAAAAAGAGGGGCGCGGGGGAAAAGUAGGGAGAAGGUCUGGAGUCAUUCCCUCUCCUUCACACUGCACCCGCAACUUCCCCGGCAGCCCUCAGGCUCACGGGCGCCGUCCGGAGCCUCCCGGGGAGCAGAGGAGCCGCAGCCACUCGCCGCCGGCCCGGCCCGUCUCAGCACCGCGCCCGCCGCCGAGCGAGGCUGCCCUCCAAGGAUUCCUGGUCUCUGUGCAUGUGAGGUGUGAAGGUGGGAGCACCCCAAAGCCCUCAUCAUGGAUUUUGUUAUGAAACAAGCUCUAGGAGGGGCUACCAAAGACAUGGGGAAGAUGCUGGGUGGAGAUGAGGAGAAAGACCCAGAUGCUGCCAAGAAAGAAGAGGAACGACAGGAAGCCCUCAGGCAACAAGAGGAAGAGAGGAAAGCCAAAUAUGCCAAGAUGGAGGCUGAAAGAGAAGUUAUGAGACAAGGGAUUCGAGACAAGUAUGGGAUAAAGAAGAAGGAAGAAAAGGAAGCAGAGGCCCAGGCUGCACUGGAAGCUAAUGCUGAAGGGAGUCUGACACGCCCAAAGAAGGCGAUCCCUCCUGGCUGUGGGGAUGAGGAGGAGGAGGAAGAAGAGAGCAUUCUAGACACAGUCAUCAAAUACCUACCAGGGCCCCUGCAGGACAUGUUCAAGAAGUAAUAGCUGCAGACUGUUAGAUGGGCAUAAACAGUACUGCAAAGGAUUUCUCUUUUGCCCAAUGGGGAUUUACAAUCUUGCCAUCCAUCAUGCAGCCCUCCCCACCUCUGCCCUCUACUGCUCACUAGGAGUCCCUUCGCUUCCCAUUCCCUUCUAACAGCCUCUUUCCCUUUCCUCCACCCCAAGACUUAUCCAUUCCUUUUUUGUACAUAGUCUCACAUCCAGUAGAUGCCUCUGAAUGGAUGUAAGGAUUAAAAAGCUGCAGACUACACAACUUUUAUUAUAAGCCAUAGUACUAUGUAUGUUAAAUAAGGCAACUGCACAUCAAGCAUAGAAAAGGAACAAUCUCAUUUCCAUCCAGAGCAAGAAGGAGUGUUCACUAAGUAUGAACAGUGGCCUCUUUAGUUUUUUUAAUUAUCUUUUUUUAAUUAUUAUUUUUGAUAAUAAUUAGUCAUUAUUAUAAUGUUCUUGUUGAUUAGGUCACACUAGCCAUUUUUUGUUGACGACAUCUGCUCUUGGCAGGGAUAUCUCAGUUAUCCCAUGGAAGCAGAGCUUUUCAGUUUUAAUUCCAUUGCUGACAUAAAUAAAAGAUCAUUUGUAAAGUAAAUCAUGCAUGACUUACACAACUGACAUCACGCAGAACUGUGGAAGAAGUGAGUCAUCUGCCCUCAGAUGCUGUAGAAGUUAAAUGCCUCAGAAUCUAAGCAAGAGUCAUGUUGCUUUGGGAAUUAGCCAUACACUUAACUUGAAAGAGCAAAUUGGUGAGACAGUUGCUGUACAGAGAGCUGAGACCGCAGGAGAGUGCAUGGUGCUCUGGUAGAGGACCUUCCCAGCCCCUCUGAAGCCAGUGACCAAGUACAUUUGCUGCUCUGUUUAACCUUCCUCUUUCUACCCAAUACCAUAUUCAACACUCGCAUUUCCAGCACUGUUUUCAGGCUGGGCGUUUGAGUUUCCAGCAUAUUGUUGUGGCUGUGUCAUGCCCACCUCUUCCUGCAGUGUGUGGGUGUGUGUUGUGGCUCAAGUGUUAGUUAUGGCCCUGGAGAUCCAGAAAUUCGGGGUAUGCCUGAUAUGUAUUGUGCUAAAUUACUGCCUUGCCUUGGGGAGGUCACUUAUUUUUCUACCCCAAUGGCAAAAUGUAGGUUUUGGUCUCUGCCUGCUAUAAAGGCAUGAAGUGAGGGUGCUUCUCCAGUACUGUGCAGGAGCUCAUUAAUAUUAGUGCAGAGUGUGGUAUCCCUUGAUGCUAAUAGGUUGGGAGGAAGUCUCUUUCUCACCAUUUUUUUGUUGCCUUUUGCAGACACAGGUACAGAGGGCUUCUCAGGACAGCACUGUAGGUAUGAAGUAACUACAAAAGAUAAAUAAAAUUCUAUGGGAGAUGUUGACUUGGUAGUACAUGCAUAGAUUCAAUACAUAGACAGACUUAUUUUGAACAUACAUUCUCAUGAUCAGGUGUCUGGCUGGUCAUCUGAAGAACUAGUCCUGAAAUUUUGCAUUUGGCUAUGUCUCUGUAGUUGAUACUCUGAGAGGAUCAUGCCAUCUCAGUCUUAUGGUCUUGUAAAAGAAAUCAGGGUUUGUCUAUUGGAACUAGCAUUGCUUAUCCCUGUCCUGGGAAAAAUAAAAUUUCCUAAAUAUGUGGAAGAGAUUUGAAAGCCAACACACACUUUUAGCUGGCAGUAAAAAGGAGAACAAUCUCAGACACUUCAUUGUGUACCUAAAUGAAGCAUUUUACUUCAGUGGAACUUCUUUGUUGCACUGGUUCAGUGGAACUGAGUUUGGGCAAACAUCUCAGUAUUUUCCUGAAUAAGAAAUUUUAGAAGAUAUUUAUCAUCUUUUCAGGUAAGCAGAGCAAAUCUACACCGUGGUUAAGGCAGUGAGCUUGUGAGCUCUGUACCUUCCAGUAGCAUCUCUUAUAAUAGGGGAAAAAUACUAUGAAAGAGAAGAAAUACAGCAUUCCCUCCUCACCCAAUUCUUAUUCAGGUAUUAUAGUCCUUACUUCUUCCCAAAUAAUUUUGACUGUAAAUUUCUGCUGAAUCCAAGGUGGACUCUGAGGAAGUUUGACUGAUCUACAAGUCAGAACAAGCUGAUAAAGAUGCAACUUAUUUCAGGCUGGAUCUACAAACAGGACAUGCUCUUUCAAGUAUAGGCUGCCAAGGGCUAUCCAGAAGAAAGAGAAAGCAGGUUUUAUUCAUGUCAGUGGGCCUAUCCUACCCUAACUUUCAUUUAAAGCAAGAUGAGUGUCUCUCUUUUAAGACUUUUAAUGACCCAGAACGCCCUGUGAGUAAGUGCUUGGAUAUAGCACAGCAGUGUUGAACAACGUACCAUUUUCGAGGGAGAGUGCCCUACUCACCCUAUGCAAACUCAGCAGCUAGUAAUCUGUGCCUGUUUAAGUAAACCUCAAAGAAUUGAAAACCCUCCUUUUUUUCGUAGAGGCAGCAGCUCCUUUUGAUGCUCUACCACAGAGCACCCCUGAAAGCUGCAAGUCAGAGGCUGGAUCUUUGCUUCAGCCCCUUUUUGGUAGUUAAGUAUCCUGAGUUAGAUCACACUGAUAUACAGACAUCAAUACUUUUGCAAUGCCCUCAUUAAUCUCCGUGGCCUGCAUCU
Molecule: messenger RNA, 3269 nt
Organism: Corapipo altera (White-ruffed manakin)
Lineage: Eukaryota; Metazoa; Chordata; Aves; Passeriformes; Pipridae
Gene: CPLX1
Product: complexin 1
Exons: 4
Coding region: 270-674 (134 amino acids)
Biological process (GO): neurotransmitter transport; synaptic vesicle exocytosis; regulation of neurotransmitter secretion
Cellular component (GO): SNARE complex; terminal bouton
Molecular function (GO): syntaxin binding
Source: RefSeq, a predicted model, not a curated record